GAUGAAUAAAAAUCAAUGGAUGAGAAGAGAGGGGAAGAAGAGAGCAGCGAGAAGUGGAGGAUGGCAAACUUCGUGGCAUUUACCGACGAGAUUCCGACGAUGAGUAGUUCCGGUCUGAUGAGCUUUCCUCAACCUCCUGCUUUCUCAAGUAUCUCCGACAUGAUGAUGGUGCCUCUAUCAGAGAACGAUUACAAGCCCAGUUACUCCUCUGCCUUCAUGGACUUGCUCAAUCUCCAAGAUUACAGUCCUUCUCUGUUCGAUUGCCUCCCUUACUCCGCCACUGACCACCACACUCUUUCGUCGCCGGCAAGCUCCAACGUCCCCGAAUCUUCCGAGGUCUUGAACACCACUCCGGCCUCCCCCAAUUCUUCCUCUAUCUCAUCUUCCUCCAAUGAAACUCCCCUCGCCGAUCAUACGGCCAUCGACCAGCCCCACACUAGUAGUGCUAAACAAGAACCUGACGAUGAAGAACCCGGAGAUGCAGCCAAAGGAGACGACCUCGAUCAACAAAAGACCAAGAAACAGCUGAAGCCAAAAAAGAAGAACCAAAAGAAGCAAAGAGAGCCCAGAUUUGCGUUCAUGACAAAGAGCGAAGUCGAUCAACUUGACGAUGGCUAUAGGUGGCGCAAGUAUGGCCAAAAGGCCGUCAAAAACAGCCCCUAUCCCAGGAGCUACUAUCGUUGCACCACCCCAGGUUGCGGCGUGAAGAAGCGGGUGGAGCGGUCGUCCGACGACCCGUCGAUCGUGGUGACGACGUACGAGGGCCAGCACACGCACCCGAGUCCGGUGAUGAGCCGGGCAAGCCUGGGGUUCGGACCCACGAGGGCUAGUGGUGGUGUGCUUGGUUCGCCAACACAGUUUGUGGUGCCACGGGCACAGCAUCAGCAUCAGCAUCAUCAUCAGGAACAAGAGCAUGUGCAGGCACAAGAGGAUGCUUUGUUGUAUAAUAGCUCACCCCCACUACUUCCUUUGAGUAGUAUCAGCGAUCCCACGACGUCAUCUUCUAGCUUCCAUCAUCAUCGUCUUCUAGGUUUUGGACCAUCGUCGACCACGACAAUGGCUUCUCAAGCCAAUUUGUUAAGGGACAAUGGGCUGCUUCAGGACAUUGUUGUGUCAAUGCAGAUGAGAAAGGAGGAGAAAGAAGGGAAAGAAGAAUAGGUGAUGCAUGGAAGAUUGAACUAUAUACAUACAUAUGGGGUUUCCUAUAUAUAUGUAACGUUAAUUUUUUUUUAUGGGUCUGUGUAUGAUUUGUGAUGUAUAUUGAUGGAUCUGACUGAUCGAUGACACUUCUUGCGGGGGAACUCUAGAGUUUAGAGUUUACUAUUAUUGUAGCAUAUGGGCAAUGAACCUUUUGGAUCGAGGUUCAUGGUAACGUGACUAGUAGUUGUUGUAGCUAGCUAUAGCCUUAUCGGAGGAUCAGGCUUCCAUUUUUUAAUUUUUUAAUUUCUUCCAUCCUCCUUUACGGGAUUAACGUCUUGAUGAUUAUUCUUCGAAACUAGCUACAAUAUAUUAAUUGCAGGCACUUUUGUAUGAAACCAUUCCUUGCUUCUGUGGAUAAUAUCUUCUACUUU
This is a messenger RNA of Prosopis cineraria, 1571 nucleotides long. Its product is annotated as probable WRKY transcription factor 48. Gene Ontology annotation, molecular function: sequence-specific DNA binding; DNA-binding transcription factor activity. The coding region runs from base 16 to 1158 and encodes 380 amino acids. The record is from RefSeq and is a predicted model, not a curated record. Lineage: Eukaryota; Viridiplantae; Streptophyta; Magnoliopsida; Fabales; Fabaceae. The transcript is spliced from 3 exons. Gene Ontology annotation, biological process: regulation of DNA-templated transcription.